UAUUCAACAAUGGCGGAUAGUCCUAGUCUCCUAAUCUGCCAAUGUCUCUGACCCACCUCCUUAAUAGAAGUGCCAGGCUCUCACUUGCUCCGAGACUACAUCUUCCUUCUCCUUCAUAUACUUCUCUUCGCAGGUGUCUCUACCUAACCCACUUCUCCUACAACACCAAUUCAUUUUCUCAUCUUUCUGUGAGAGUUUCUCACUCUUCUUACGCUUCCAAAAUCGCCAUGGGAGACAACCCAGAUGCUGGAAUGGACGCUGUCCAGAGACGCCUUAUGUUCGAAGACGAAUGCAUUCUAGUGGAUGAGAACGACCAGGUUGUUGGUCAUGAAACCAAAUACAAUUGUCACUUGUGGGAGAAGAUUGAAUCUGGAGGAAUGCUGCAUCGAGCUUUUAGCGUGUUUUUGUUCAACUCAAAGUAUGAGCUGCUCCUUCAGCAACGGUCUGCAACAAAAGUUACAUUUCCUCUUGUGUGGACAAAUACCUGUUGCAGCCAUCCGCUAUACCGUGAAUCUGAGCUCAUCUAUGAGGAUGCUCUUGGGGUAAGAAAUGCAGCACAAAGGAAGCUUUUGGAUGAACUGGGUAUUCCUGCUGAAGAUGUGCCAGUUGAUCAGUUUACCCCACUGGGUAGGAUUCUGUACAAGGCACCUUCUGAUGGCAAGUGGGGAGAGCAUGAACUUGAUUACUUGCUCUUCAUUGUCCGAGAUGUUAAUGUCCAUCCGAACCCUGAUGAAGUAGCCGAUAUUAAGUACGUAAACCGUGAACAGUUGAAGGAGCUGUUGAGAAAGGCAGAUGCUGGGGAGGAAGGCCUGAAGCUAUCGCCAUGGUUCAGACUAGUUGUGGACAAUUUCUUAUUCAAGUGGUGGGACCAUGUGGAGAAAGGGACGUUCAAGGAAGCUGCUGACAUGAAAACCAUUCACAGGUUGACUUGAAAAAUUCAAGUCUCAGUAAUCCAUUUGUGCUGCAGUUUCUCACUAGUCUCAGUGGUGGGCUUGCUUCCAAUAAACUUGCUACCAAAUAAGUUGACAUUAUGUAACUUUUGUUUGUUGCCAAAAACUUUAUGGGUUGGUUAUUGUUAAACUUUAGAGUAAUAUCCUAAAAAAGAUUGGCACGUGUAAUAGAGGAUUUGCUUUUUGCUAUUGGAAAAACUCCAUUAGAAACUUCUUAUC
Messenger RNA from Ziziphus jujuba (common jujube), 1169 nucleotides. RefSeq names its product isopentenyl-diphosphate Delta-isomerase I. The record is from RefSeq and is a predicted model, not a curated record. Gene Ontology annotation, cellular component: cytoplasm. Gene Ontology annotation, molecular function: isopentenyl-diphosphate delta-isomerase activity. Gene Ontology annotation, biological process: isopentenyl diphosphate biosynthetic process; isoprenoid biosynthetic process. The coding region runs from base 42 to 932 and encodes 296 amino acids. Lineage: Eukaryota; Viridiplantae; Streptophyta; Magnoliopsida; Rosales; Rhamnaceae. The transcript is spliced from 6 exons.